AGCCUAUUCAAAGACUUGGUGCUCAGGCACCAAAGGGUGUAAGCUUUCUAACUCAUGGGAAUUCGCCGUUGGUGAAGGAAAGUGAUUCCAAAAAAUUAAGUCAGCAGGUAGUUCCUUCUAAGUCAGACAAUACACAAAAGCCAAACAAUGUUAUCAAGAUUCCAACUGAAACUGCAAGUACACCACGUGGCAUAAACUUCCUUUCCUUUGGAAGAGCUCCUUUGACUGAUCCCACUCCCCAGACAAUGCCAAACUUGCUUAACAGGGAUUGCAGAAUUGGAAAAUUUCAGUUUGGUGAAUUCUGUAAAGGUAAAGAAGCUGGUUCAUCUCCUCCAACAAGUGGUGAUAUUUGUAAAUUUGAGACGAGAAGUGAAACCCCCAUUAAAUCUACACCUCGAGGUAUUAGCUUACUCUCAUUCAGCAAAGCUUCAUCAGAUGGUUCGAGUUCAAAAGACCAAAACAUCAGUUGUAGUAAAGAGCACAAGAUCACUUCACAUGUGGCUCCUCAUGAGAGACAAGAUUCUCCAAGUAAAAUAAAAUACUCCAAGAACAUGCAAUUUAAUCUGUUAUCUUCUUCACUUUCAUCCAAUCAGCUCUUUGGUCAGUCCACAGUGGGACACAGUGUAGGACUUCCCAGCUCAUCAUUCUUGGUAAAUAUGCCAGGCUCAGCACAAAAGGCCCUCCAAACAACUUUAGCAUUCUCAGCUAAGUUCGAGCCUGGAAUCAAGUUAGAUCAAUCAAUUGUUCCUUUUCCUUAAUUGCCCACGCCGUAUGAUGAUGGAUUGGUGGAAGCAAAGUGUUACUUGCGUUGUUCAUGAUGCACAUGAUUUAGUUGUUAUUAUUGCGCUCAAUCCAAGACACGAUAUUGCAACGUGGAGAAGAGUUGGAAGGGAUAACAUAAGGUAACGUAAACACAGUACUAUGUGUUUUCAUUUUCUUGUACCAUUAAAGACUAAGAGAGAAGAGAAAUGCUUCAUCAAUUGCUAACCACCCAGUCUAUAGUGCAUGUGGGUUAUACAUCACCAAAUUUUACGGGCUCUAGAAUCUGAAGGGGCUGCCGCCUUGAUGGACUUAAUCAAGCACAAAGGAUAAACACCAUCAGUUUAGGCCAUUAACUAGCUUUGCUAGCACCCCCUGUGGCUUGGGAGGUAUGUAUCCCUACAGUUGUACAACCUGCUGUCACACAUUGUAGAGAAGUAGGACCAAAUGAUGGUUCAAUCAAGGUCUCUUUGGAUUGGUUGGCUGGGGAAAUUGGGAAAGAAUUUAACAUUUUAGUUGUUUCUUCUCGAAGUCACGUGACUGCAUGAAUAGCUGUUACUCCCUCCGUCUACAAAUUGUUGUACAUAUAAACGGGCCGUUCCAGGUCUAGCAAAUCUUAAAUGUUGAGAACCUCCACGACCUAUUUGAACGAAGGAGCCAGCCCCCCCCCCCCGUUUUUUCAUAGACGGAGUAAAUAAAUAGGAAAGAGUUUC
Molecule: messenger RNA, 1472 nt
Organism: Cuscuta campestris
Lineage: Eukaryota; Viridiplantae; Streptophyta; Magnoliopsida; Solanales; Convolvulaceae
Source: the annotation of a GenBank genome assembly